AAUUGGAUAGAAACUGGCUUGACUUUCUCAUUCGAUUUCACUCAAAGUCUUUCUGAUAAAAACCUCAGCUUUAAAUAUUCCCCAAUUCUUAGGGUUUUUAAUUUCCUUUUACUUUCCUCCCAAUUCAACACCCAUCAGGAAAUAAGUCAUUCACUGCUGUCUGAAGAAAAUUGAAAGGCAUGCGGGCAAAGCCUAAAAGUUCAAAUCAAUUGGAGCCUGAUCCACAUACCAUUCCACCAGGGACUUAUUGUGAACCUUGGUGGCGUAAUACUGGAUAUAAUACAAUCCCACCAGCUGGGGCUGGGGUGAAUCCAUCGAAUACAUCUUCAUUGGAAGGCCCUAAUGGUUCAGAGUCAAAUGAUGGUCCAUCAAUGUCCAAUGAUGGAGUGAAUGAGGAAGAUGAUGAUGCUAACAAGGAAUCACAAAAUACUGCAUCUUCACUAUCAGUUGGACAAGAGCACCAGAAUACGCAGCAAGGUGCAUCAACUAUCCCUACAAUGCCUAAUGAAUGCUUCCAACAGCCUCCGCAGCUUGAACUUGUGGGUCACUCCAUUGCUUGUGCUUCAAAUCCUUAUCAGGAUCCAUAUUAUACCGGAAUGAUGGCAGCUUAUGGACAUCAACCUAUGGGUUAUCCUCCUUUUGUGGGAAUGGCUCAUGCUAGAAUGCCGUUGCCCCUCGAGAUGGCCCAAGAACCUGUUUAUGUGAAUGCAAAGCAAUACCAGGGGAUUCUGAGGCGAAGACAGGCACGUGCCAAGGCAGAGCUUGAAAGGAAGCUGAUAAAAAUUAGAAAGCCAUAUCUUCAUGAGUCUCGACACCAGCAUGCCAUAAGAAGAGCAAGGAGUACUGGAGGACGCUUUGCAAAGAAAACUAGUGUUGAUGAUUCCAAGGCAGGUGGAGAGAAGAGUAGUUGUUCAGGGCCAGUUAGAUCAUCUCAGUCUGGAAGUUCUUCAGGAUCUGAACACUUGCCAUCUGACUCUGCUACAAGUCAACAAGAUGCAAGAGGGUCCCAAGUACAUGACACUCAUGAACCUAAAAAUCAUGUAACUGGCAAUGCCUGCUACCAGAACAGUGGUGGCUUGCAGGUGUCGACAUACCAUUCACGUGUAAGCGAUAGAGGGGAUGAUGGAGACUGUUCAGGCCAGCAAUGGGGAAGCAUCUCCUCUAACGAGGCUUCACAGAGGCCUCUUGCCAUUCAGUGAAACCCUCUGCGGGCAAGGUGGGUGCCAAGAUGUAAGAUUUAGACCCCACUGAUAUAAGAUAGAGAAGGGUAACUUCUUGGUUGUCUGGUGACCACUCUUGGCUAUUCAUUGCUAGGCGGCAAUUCAUUCUUGGCUUUGUUCUUUGGCAUGGAUUGUGGGUGAAUGUGGAGAAGAGAUGAAUGCUUCUGUUUUGUACAGUGAUAAUGUUGGAUGAAACUCAACUAGAAAUAGUUUGUGGAGUAACUUUGAACAAACAAGCAAACAGCAAUCCUUUUUUAGUGAAACUAAAACAAAAGGUUUUAUCCUCUGUACUUAAAAUGUUGUCAAAGUGUUAAUGGGGUGACAGCAUUGACUGAAUUCGUGUGGCAUUGGUGGUGGUGACUUGAUCAAAUUACCUUUCUGCUA
This is a messenger RNA of Mangifera indica (mango), 1604 nucleotides long. RefSeq names its product nuclear transcription factor Y subunit A-1-like. The record is from RefSeq and is a predicted model, not a curated record. Gene Ontology annotation, cellular component: CCAAT-binding factor complex. Gene Ontology annotation, molecular function: RNA polymerase II cis-regulatory region sequence-specific DNA binding; DNA-binding transcription factor activity, RNA polymerase II-specific. NCBI's taxonomy places the organism in Eukaryota, Viridiplantae, Streptophyta, Magnoliopsida, Sapindales, Anacardiaceae. The coding region runs from base 180 to 1199 and encodes 339 amino acids. The transcript has 6 exons. Gene Ontology annotation, biological process: regulation of transcription by RNA polymerase II.